GAAGUUCUCUGUCUGAUUGGGGAACUGGUGCAGUGCUGUGCUGCCUCUCUCUGACCUCUGCAACAUGUGCCCCUACCCACAUGCCAAAAGAUUCUAUUAAUUCGCUAUCCCUCUCUCUAUAUAAUCCUGCCCAUAAUUUUCUCCCUUUGGCUGGUUACGUGCACAGCGUGAGAACACAAGAGAGACGUGCGACAACAAAAAAGGGUUCUUGCGUUUGAAUACUCAAACCGUUUGUUCUACAAUACGGCCAUGGCUGUAAAGGGGCUGGUGGUGUACCUGCUGACGGGUUUUUCUUUGGCUGUUCUCGCUGUUUAUUUCAUCAGCAAUGGCGGUAAUGCACAGCCGUGGCUUCUUUCAUCUUCAGAAUCCAAUUUUUUGGAGCGGAAGUAUGGAUCUGAAGCCAAAGUCUGGCCUGAAUUGAAGUUUAGUUGGAGAGUAGUUUUGGCCACUGUGAUAGGAUUCUUGGGCUCGGCCUGUGGCACGGUCGGCGGGGUUGGUGGCGGUGGCAUUUUUGUGCCAAUGCUAACUCUGAUUGUUGGGUUUGAUACCAAGUCUGCUGCUGCUAUUUCCAAGUGCAUGAUAAUGGGGGCUGCAGCAUCAUCAGUUUGGUACAACUUGAGGGUCCCCCAUCCAUGCAGAGAAGUGCCAAUAAUUGACUAUGAUUUGGCUCUUUUGUUCCAGCCCAUGCUCAUGCUUGGCAUCACCUUUGGUGUGGCUCUGAGUGUUGUCUUCCCCUAUUGGCUCAUCACUGUCUUGAUCAUAAUCUUGUUCUUGGGGACUUCUUCAAGGUCCUUUGCCAAGGCUAUUGAGAUGUGGAAGGAGGAAACUGUUUUGAAGAAAGCCAUGCAAGAUAGACAAACUUUCGUUAAUUCUCGCGGUGAAUUGCUAAUUGACACUGAGUAUGAACCUUUGGUUCCUAGAGAGGAGAAAACAGCAUUGCAAAUUAUGAAGGGCAACCUCAGCAUUAAGAAAAUUUUGGUGCUGCUGCUUGUCUGGAUUUGCUUUUUGCUUCUUCAAGUGAUUAAGAACGGCACGAGGACUUGCAGCACAUGGUACUGGGUGCUUAACUUGUUACAGUUGCCUGUUGCUCUUGUUGUAUUCUUCUAUGAAUGUGUGAAACUGUACAAAGAAAGCAAGAAAAGGAGGAUGGCUGGAACCUCAGAAUUCAUAUGUGAAGCAGCCAUAGAAUGGACUACUACAAAUCUUACCUUCUGCGCUCUUUGUGGGGUCUUAGGAGGCACCGUUGGCGGCUUGUUAGGUUCUGGUGGCGGUUUCAUUCUUGGUCCCCUCUUGCUCGAGAUUGGAGUGAUCCCUCAGGUCGCUAGCGCGACAGCAACCUUUGUGAUGAUGUUCUCCUCAUCUCUAUCUGUGGUGGAGUUUUAUCUCCUGAAGAGAUUUCCCAUGCCCUAUGCUCUGUACCUGAUGGGUGUGUCGAUUCUUGCUGGUUUCUGGGGACAAUUUUUCAUUAGAAAACUAAUCACAAUCCUAAGGAGAGCAUCGCUCAUCGUGUUCAUUCUCUCCGGUGUCAUUUUCGCCAGUGCUCUCACAAUGGGUGUAAUUGGAAUAGAGAAAAGCAUCAAGAUGAUAAACAACCAUGAGUUCAUGGGAUUCUUGGACUUCUGCUCCAGCCAAUAACUCUGAGCGAUGGAGGUUGUCUGAAGAUGAAAAUUUAAAAUGCAACAAAGGAUUGAAACAAUAGGAUGGAUUUGUUUUGCGUUGAGGAAUAGUGGUUUGGUCAAUGCCUAAUUGACCAGCCCUCUAAAGUCUUUGGUCAUAUGUUACUGUGUAUAAUAUGUAUGUUAGUGCAGCAGCUGUACUAGUAGUAGUAAUGGGUGUUGGCCAAUGCCUAACUGACCAACCCCCUCUCAUGCCUUAGUUGUCAUAAUUUGAAAAUGUGUGCCCAAAAGGGGUUUUGACUAUGUCGAGUGUUAGCCACCGCUAACACCACAGCCCACUCCCCCACUUCAUUUGUUUUAUAUGAAUAAAACACGUCAAGAUUGUUGUUUUGCC
Sesamum indicum (sesame) is the source of this 2010-nucleotide messenger RNA. RefSeq names its product Sulfite exporter TauE/SafE family protein. Gene Ontology annotation, biological process: protein ubiquitination. The record is from RefSeq and is a predicted model, not a curated record. Gene Ontology annotation, cellular component: membrane; Cul4A-RING E3 ubiquitin ligase complex. Lineage: Eukaryota; Viridiplantae; Streptophyta; Magnoliopsida; Lamiales; Pedaliaceae.